UUCAAAAAUAUGGAGGAAGACUCGGAUAUAAUUAAAUCAACUUCUGGCCCGGAGGUCUCGGUCAAUGCGUCCACUGUUAGCAACGGUGAAACUAGGAUAAAGAGACGUCUCUCGUUUUCGUCAGAAAGAGAAAUCAGCGCCCAGGAGGAGCCGAACAUGACACGGUCAACAGAAACGUUAGAAAAUGUUUCCGACGACUCCGCUUCAUGUCGACUCUCAGCGGAACGACUAUCACCACAGACCGUUAACACGAGUUUACAGGCGAAUAAUGAUGUUAAACUAGGAGAUGGCUCCACUAAACAGCCUGGUGUUGACAGUAAUGAAGACAAGGAAAACGCUGCUGUGCCUCCCACAACUCAAGACAAUACACAAGAAGAGGACAUUCCUGGUCAGGGAAAUGUUCACGGUUCCAUUGUGACUGAAAGCAAUCAACAUACAAACACAGAAGAGAGAGAUGCUGAGGUGAUGAGGAGAGCACAGGAGGACGGCCGUGUGAACGUGGUGUUUCCUGGCACUGUAACUCAGGAAGGCUGCUGCCGUUUCGUCAGUGAGAUCCUCAAGUGCAUUCUCUAUCAGAGACAGCAGCUACCCAUGACGUAUGACCAGCUGGUAUACUCUCAGAAGAAACAACAAGCUUCAGUGCAGGAUAAAGAUGUGGUGAGUCGGAGACCAGUGCAGUCUGCAGACAUGGACUGGCGCAAAUGUCAGCAAACCCUUCAAGGGCUGGAAGAGGUGCUGCAGCAUUUGGAGGUGCUGUUUUCUCUAAGCAAGGUGCCGCGUGUGCUACUAUCAAUGGGCGGCUCCCUCAUCCUCCCCAAAGAGCUGUACGAGAUCAACAUGGAGGCUCUGGUACUGGCUGGUGGAGAUCAUUGCCUGCGAGUGUCGUCAUGCUUAAGGCAGCUCUUCCGCACUCUUUUUGUGGCUGACCUUUUGUCUGACACCAGACCUGUGCGGUUAAUGCCCACCACUGUUUUGGUGAUGGCUCACAGGGAUUGCGGUGUAGGGUGGUUCCGCCCAAAACUACAAUUUAAAAUCCCGACUCGUGUAAAGAACAAAAUCAUUGCGCUGUCUACUGAUCCCAGCAUGGGCAAGGAACCAAGGGCAGAAGGGUCAGACUGGCAGGAUUACGUGUGGUUUCAGGCACCUAUGAAUAUCAAGGGCUUCAGUAACUGAUCUGAAGAGUUGGCAGGUGCAUUGUCUGAGAUUGGAGCUCCUUUUCUGGGGCCUUUGUGAGACAAUAAAUUUUACUGGUGGUUUAAAUGAAUUCUGAACGAAACUUUGACUUGAGCUGUACAUAUUUUAUUGAAUUAUGGGUUGACUUUUUUGUUCCAGUGUUUGUCAAAUCAAACAGUAUUGAGUUUACUGACAAAAACAGCAUGGUGUGUUUUCUUUUUUUUUUUUUUUUUUUAAUAUAGUUUUCUGAAAUACAGAGAGAAUGUGUUCUCAAGAGGCUUCAUUGGCAGGAGAUGACAUCCGCAUGAGAACAUUGUGUAUUACUGUUUUGUAUUUAAAUGGAAUGUUUAUCAUGAAUUUUCAAGAACAUUUAACCACAGAGCAACACACACAAUAUUAGUGCAAUAUAUUUUUACAAAGCACAGUUUAAAUGUUUUAGAAGAUGUAUUGCUUUCUAUAAUCCAUUCUGUGGACACAAUUGACUGCCUCUAUCAUGUGUGUACAUGUUUACAUUUACAUUUAUUAUAUUCUGCAAGAGAUUUCAACAAUGUGGCAAAUCAGGAGGUAAGAUGCACUACAGUGCAGACUGGAAAAAAAUCAGAAUAAAGAGAAUCUGUAUGUGUC
Molecule: messenger RNA, 1797 nt
Organism: Stegastes partitus (bicolor damselfish)
Lineage: Eukaryota; Metazoa; Chordata; Actinopteri; Pomacentridae
Gene: mad2l1bp
Product: MAD2L1 binding protein
Exons: 3
Coding region: 10-1173 (387 amino acids)
Biological process (GO): regulation of exit from mitosis
Cellular component (GO): nucleus
Source: RefSeq, a predicted model, not a curated record